UCUCAGGAGUCUGGGACAUCAGGGUCUCAGGAGUCUGGGACAUCAGGGACUCAGGAGUCUGGGACAUCUGGAUCCGUGACCUCAGGUGAAGAGGUGGGCUCGCUCCGGGAGCGGAUCAUCGCAGAGAACACCAUGGUGGUCCUGCUGCAGGGCCUGCGGGGGGAGGUGACCACCGUGGACCUGAGGAACGAGUCCACGGCUCGGGGACGUGUGGUCAACGUGGACGCCUUCAUGAACGUGCGCCUGGAGGACGUCCUGUACCGGGACCGGCGGGGGCGGAGCUCCCAGCUGCAGGACCUGUUCAUCACCGGCAGGAACGUGCGCUACGUGCACAUCCCCGACCACGUGGACAUCAUGAAGACCAUCCAGAACCAGCUGGCCAGGAUCCACAGAGUCCGAAACUUCACCGUCCAAGGAGGGGGGAGGAAAGAGUUCUGCAAGAAGACCAAAUAACUUUUUUACAAUUUUUAUUUCAACCGGACCGGACAGAACCGGACCAGACUGGACCGAUGUGGCUCAGRGGAAACCUGGUUCUGGUUUCAGACGUAAACCUGAAACUUAAAAACUGUUGGAAAAGAUGAAACAAAAAGUUUCAUUUUAUAAAAGAAACUUCAAACGUCUGAAAUUAAUUUUUUUGUUUUUCAGGUUUGAAUAAAAACAGAAAAACUUUUUAUUGUUUUUUUUUAUAUAAAAAUCUACAUUUUUACAAACAAAUCAGAACCUCUAACAUUUAAAGUGUCAAUAAAAAUAAAAAGUGAGGAUUUUAUUUACAAUAAAACAAUAAAACUCAACAAACUAA
Molecule: messenger RNA, 799 nt
Organism: Austrofundulus limnaeus
Lineage: Eukaryota; Metazoa; Chordata; Actinopteri; Cyprinodontiformes; Rivulidae
Gene: lsm10
Product: LSM10, U7 small nuclear RNA associated
Exons: 2
Biological process (GO): mRNA 3'-end processing by stem-loop binding and cleavage
Cellular component (GO): cytoplasmic U snRNP body; nuclear body
Molecular function (GO): U7 snRNA binding; histone pre-mRNA DCP binding
Source: RefSeq, a predicted model, not a curated record